AUGGAAAAUAACUUUGAGAAAUCGACAGUGAAAGCAGGUCAAUCCGAUGCGCACCCAACGCCGUCGCAACCUAAACUUGAGAAGAAGCAAGAAGCACUGGAGAUGUUCUGGAGAGACAAACAGAGAGAGAUGGAGAAUGUUAACAAUUUCGAGAACAAUAUGCUACUUCCACCUAACUGCAUCAAGACGAUCAUGAAGAUGGAUAAGGAUGCAUGUGAGCUGUUCAUUCAAGAACUCACUCUUCUUUCCUGGUUUAAAGCUGAGAAAAAUUGUCGACGUACUCUAAAGAAGAAUGACAUCAUUGAUGUGAUUAUACAGACCGACACUUUGGAUUUCCUUCUUGACGAUGAUAUUAAUGCUAGUGGCGGCUCCACACCAAGCGGUGUGUCGUUCUAUGCUGCUGGAGGCAGCAAUGGGCGUACAUGA
Solanum lycopersicum (tomato) is the source of this 426-nucleotide messenger RNA. RefSeq names its product nuclear transcription factor Y subunit C-1-like. The record is from RefSeq and is a predicted model, not a curated record. Gene Ontology annotation, cellular component: nucleus. NCBI's taxonomy places the organism in Eukaryota, Viridiplantae, Streptophyta, Magnoliopsida, Solanales, Solanaceae. Gene Ontology annotation, biological process: regulation of transcription by RNA polymerase II. Gene Ontology annotation, molecular function: protein heterodimerization activity; DNA-binding transcription factor activity, RNA polymerase II-specific; RNA polymerase II cis-regulatory region sequence-specific DNA binding.